CUUGCUGUCAAAGAGGCAAAGCAGGGCUGGUAAACGGCCGCAGAGGAUAACCGGUGUGGCCCAGACUUACUUCACGGUUAACUAGAAAUGUCCCGCUCAACCUCUCUGGGUUUAAAUCCAUCCCUGCCUUUCCUCCAUCAAACCCCAUUUUCUCUCUAUAUAUAUCUUGUCUGUUUUCUACAUAAUUCCUGCCAAUUUCAAGAAACUUAAUCCCGGCCGCCCUGUCCUGGGAUUGUAGCAAGCAAUCGCAAGAUUUUAUUUUUUUUUUAAUUAGAUGAUAUUUUUGAAUCUGCAGAAAACUCCCCAAAUCUCCUCGAAUUCUAGGUUAUUUUUGCCUCAUUAGGAUUCAAGCAGUCCGUUGAUUUAUAAUUUUUAUUUUAAUUUAUUUUUGGGGUUUUGCGCCGGGGCUUUAUUCGAGGUGGGCGCGAGCUUGAUGAGUUUUGGAAGGGAUGGUGAAUAAUCUGGAAGAUGGGGAGAAAAACCCAUCGAUCGGAGGCAGCAGCGGCGCUACCAGGUCAUGGGGCACCACAUUUUCUAGUCAAUCUGUUUCCACCGGCGGCAGUGUUGGGUCGCCGCCGUCUAGCCGGAGCGAGGCUGCCUUGGCCACUCCUGUCAGCAACGGCACUUUUGAUCGCUCAGAAAACCUUGAUGUUCACCGUGAUGAUGCCCGAUCUCAACCCACUGCUGGAAAGAAGAAGAAAGGUCAGCGAGCAGCACCAGGUGGAGGCGAUAAGAGUAGUAGAGGAUUGCGCCAGUUUAGCAUGAAAGUCUGCGAGAAAGUGGAAAGCAAAGGAAGAACCACAUAUAAUGAGGUAGCAGAUGAACUUGUAGCUGAAUUUGCCGAUUCUAACAAUAGCUUUGCAUCCCCAGACCAGCAACAAUAUGAUGAGAAAAACAUUCGACGCCGCGUUUAUGAUGCUCUGAAUGUUCUCAUGGCAAUGGAUAUUAUUUCGAAAGAUAAAAAGGAUAUCCAGUGGAAGGGUCUACCGCGAGCAAGCAUAAAGGAUAUUGAACAGCUAAAGACAGAGUGUCUUGGAUUGAAAAACAAGAUUGAAAAGAAAGCGGCGUAUUUAGAAGAACUUGAGGAACAUUACACAGGUCUUCAAAACCUCAUAAAACGCAACGAACAGUUGUAUGGCUCUGGAAAUACUCCGACUGGUGGCGUGGCUUUACCCUUUAUAUUGGUUCAGACGCGCCCUCAUGCAACGGUUGAAGUGGAAAUAUCAGAAGACAUGCAACUGGUGCACUUUGAUUUCAACAGCACUCCAUUUGAGCUCCAUGAUGACAAAUAUGUCCUCAAGGAGAUGCAAUUCUGCGAAAGACCCGUGCCAUGUGCCAAUGGAUGGGAAGGUUCCAGCAACCACGACGCCUUCCAAACUCGUACCCCCAUGCAAAAUAUGUCUGGUAGGCCAUCUUCUUCUUCUCUCCCUGGGAUACUUAAGCCAUGCACCGCCAAGCAUGAGCCCCC
Messenger RNA from Cuscuta campestris, 1468 nucleotides. Lineage: Eukaryota; Viridiplantae; Streptophyta; Magnoliopsida; Solanales; Convolvulaceae. The record is from the annotation of a GenBank genome assembly.